Messenger RNA from Striga asiatica, 1240 nucleotides. The record is from the annotation of a GenBank genome assembly. Lineage: Eukaryota; Viridiplantae; Streptophyta; Magnoliopsida; Lamiales; Orobanchaceae.
AUAUUGGACUAAGUGGAUCACAUCACAACAAACAAAGUCAAUCAAGGCUCCCUUCUCUCCGGUUCAUAUCCCUGCAAUUACUCUCUUUUUUUCUCUAUAAUCCCUUGCAUGAAUUCUCCGCCUCUCUCCUUCACCCCCUUGGAAGAACCAUAUUUCACAGUACAGCACCAUCCACUCAAAGGAUCCCUGAAUCUUAAUAAUCAAUUCUAAAAAACCCUGUAACUGUCACUGGAUCCCUUACAUUCUCCCAACCGACGUCGUUUUAGCUGUCACUUAGCUUUUCAUGGGGACCUCGAAUGGUUAUUCGACGAAUUAUCAGUAUUCGUAUUCGUUUGCAGAUUCACGGCGAGACGUAUUUUACUGUUGUGGUUCUUGUGGCUAUGAUCUGAACCUCAACUCGUCCAGCCGAAACACAUCGACCAUCGGUUCGAAAUACGGAAAGUUUAUAAGAAAAGGGAUCAUCUCUUUUUACACUAUCGACGAGAGCAGAUUCAAUCAAGUCCAAGAUUUCAGUUGUGUGCCCUAUUUCAUUUCCAAGCACUUCUGGGGUUUUUUUCGUAAAAGGACCAAACUUUUGUGCCGAAAUUGUGGGAGCCUUAUUGGUAUAGCCCGUGACGUGAAAGAUGACUCAUCUUACCAUCUCAUAACAAACGGGCCGGGCCCACACUCUGCGGGCCCAAUCUCUAGUAAGAGAAAGUAUGAUAUCAAGAUUCGCUCCUUGCAGCCCUCGUCUGCAGGUUUCGGUACGCCUCUUGUUCUGUGAUUGUUGUUUGAAUUUUGAAACAUUCAGAUGAGCUCGUUUUAGUGUAAUUACGAAACUGCCCUUAGCUGCAUGACGUGGUUAAGAACUUUCCGGAAAAUUCCUUUGGAGAUUUUGCAUCUUCUUGAAAAACUAGAGACAUAUAUAUAUGGAAAGGGUAUUUUUGUGAAAGGAGAUUGAUUGUGGUUUUGUUUAAUCAGACUCAACUUUGAGGGUGCUUUCGCAGUUAAGCCCGUUUUGUUUGAAUAUAUGGGCAAUAGUUUUCCAGGAUGGGUUGUAAAUGAUCCGUCUUUUUUCAUUUGUUCUUUCAGCUUUUUUUCUCGAUCAAUCGGAUUUUUACCACUGUAUAGAUGAAUUGUGAAUGAAGUCAUUUGUACUGAAUGAUUUUAAAUCAAUGAAAUUGAGAAAUUUACAUGGCACAUUUUACUUCUCUCUCUCUCUCUCUCUAUGGGGAAACUCACAAUUUUGACAUAAAAUUGG